AUGGAGUGGCAGCUGGAUCUCGCCGCGCUCGGUGUGGCCCUCGUCGGGUGGCUGUGUGCCAUCCUCACCCGCUGCCUGGCGCUGUGGACGGUGAGCGGCACCGUGGACAACACCACGGCCACGCUGCCGGCCUACUGGGACGGAGUGUGGCUGGAAUGGGAUCACUGGGACCUGGCCCACGACGGCAGCCUGCACUGCUCCUUCUACCGGUCCCUCAUGACUCUCUCGGGGAGCUUUAGGGCGUGGAGGGGCCUCAUCAUGGCCGCCAUCGGGGCCGGGGGGUUCGCCGUGGCGAUCGGGGCGGCGGGGGCCGUGUGGUUCCCCGCGCGCCGCCAGGUCAAAGUGUUUGCGGGCGCCCUCUUUGUUUUGUCCGGGCUCUUGCUGCUUGUUCCCACAGCCUGGACGUGCCAUCACACCGGGCAGCCGCUGGAGGGCGCCGUGCCGCUGAGGAGGGCCUGGGGACCCGCGCUGUACCUCGGCUGGGUCUCCUUCGCCCUGAUGGUGGUCGGAGGGGCGAUUCUCGCCACCAGAUGCCCCACCGGGGAGAGGCCGGCCGAGCGGCCGGGGGACGACGCGCAGAACCGGGAGGAGGAGGCCAGCCACCCGCUGAGUCGGAUCAACAGGACCGCGUUCACUCAGAGCCAGUAUGAGCGCAGAGCCGAGCCCCUCUGA
Messenger RNA from Pungitius pungitius (ninespine stickleback), 672 nucleotides. Its product is annotated as claudin-4-like. The transcript has a single exon. The record is from RefSeq and is a predicted model, not a curated record. Gene Ontology annotation, molecular function: structural molecule activity. Gene Ontology annotation, cellular component: plasma membrane; bicellular tight junction. Bases 1 to 672 code for a protein of 223 amino acids. Gene Ontology annotation, biological process: bicellular tight junction assembly; cell adhesion. Lineage: Eukaryota; Metazoa; Chordata; Actinopteri; Perciformes; Gasterosteidae.